This is a messenger RNA of Capronia epimyces CBS 606.96, 1164 nucleotides long. RefSeq lists its product as uncharacterized. The transcript has 4 exons. Bases 1 to 1164 code for a protein of 387 amino acids. NCBI's taxonomy places the organism in Eukaryota, Fungi, Ascomycota, Eurotiomycetes, Chaetothyriales, Herpotrichiellaceae. The record is from RefSeq and is a predicted model, not a curated record.
AUGUCGCAGUAUACAUGCCAAAAGCAGAUUGAGGACUUGAACAACGCGUGGCAACAAGUGGACGGCCUCCAAAAGUCGAUGAAUUGUGAUCCUUUUGUGCUCGUCCUGGUUGACGGCGACAUUACCAUGUUUUCGGAUGAUUAUGUGCGUCGAGGCUCUGUGGGAGGCCAUGAUGCUGCCCGCGAUUUGAGAAAGGCCGUUUAUGAAUAUUUCAAAACCAAAACUGGCUUUCAUCUCGACACUAAGAUCGUCAUCCAUGUGUUUGCCAACAUUGCCGGUCUGAGCAAGAUUUAUCAAGAAGCGAGGAUACUCCCCGAUCCCGUGGUGCUCCGCCAAUUCUUGCAAGGCUUCAACAAACAGCAUGCACUAUGCCAUUUCAUAGACGCAGGGGACGACAAAGAGGCAGCCGACAAUAAGGUCAAAGAGGAAAUGGAGUUAUUCUAUAACAAUACGCAUUGCAAACAUAUCAUGUUUGCAGGGUCAGGCGACAAUAGCUAUGCUGUCUUCCUGAGGCAGUAUAGCCUGACCGAUCAGAUAUGUUCAAGAGUGAUUCUGGUUGAAUCGAUCCCCUACGCUAGCAAGAUGGAAAGUCUGGCCAGCAAGUUCGAGCGAACUUGUCUCCCAAAUCUGUUCCGCGAGACUAAGAUCGAGGCAAGAAGAGUAUCUCGAGACGAAACCGGGGUCAAGAACUCACCACCACCGAGUUACGCGUCCACCGUUAAACAGUCGAACCAGCCUCGAGCUGAGCUGGUGUCGGUCUCUCCCACGGCAUCAGUAGCUGGCAGUAGCCUGGAGCGGGCAGAGAAAAAGAAGAUAUUCCAGAACAGCCAGGGUCAAAGAGUUGACCAGGCCGUCAAAGCGGAAAGAGCCAUCGUGACCAGCCUGAAGCCGAGGAAGCUUUGCAACCGCCACUUCCUGACACGGUGCAAUUACAGUCCAUGCCUCCACAGCCAUGAAGGUAAGCUGGCUCCAGCUCAACUCGAUGCUCUUCGUUUCAUCGCACGGUUGAGUCCCUGCCAGACUCUCUAUUGUGAAGAUCCGGAUUGCGUGUCAGGCCACCGGUGCAUGCAGGGUUCACACUGUGAUCGAAGAGGGUCGAACUGCUGGUUCAGCGAGGAAAUGCAUAACGUUGAUGUCAAGAUAACUGGGUUUAUAACUGUCUGA